GCAUAUAUAUGUGAUAAAUACAGCUUAUAUAUGUGAAAGAAUUUUGAUGUCUCUCGUACGUGGACAGGCCAACGUUUUCUCGAAUUUAGGCUUGUUCCUCUUGAUUCUUCCCGGCCUCUGUUCUCUAGGUAUCUACCUUUCUGAGAGCAAGUUAUGUGAGCAUGGAUGUUUGACUGGACUAGGUCAGCAAAGUCAGCCUCUUCUCUCUCUUUCUCCCUUGCACAUUCCAUUCAUCGCGGAAAUUGGCAAUGGCUCCUAGGUGCAUAUAUAGUACGCUUGUACUUUUAAAGUAGUACCUGAGCUUCGAGUUCAUCAUUGUUUGGCCAAACCAAAACUCUCUCUCUCUCUCUCUCUCUCUCUCUCUCUCUCUCUCUCUCUCUCUCUCUACAUAUAUAUUGGAACUUGGGUUUGUGAUUGAUCGGAGGAUCGAGUUGAAGGCCAGAUAGCUUAGCUGCAGGGGGAGGACGAUAAAAGCAUGAGAGGAUUUGAGAGGAGGGGCGUCCGGCAGUACAACCGGUCGGAUGAGCCACGGAUGCGUUGGACGGAGGAGCUUCACCGGCAGUUCAUCGAGGCCGUCGACUGCCUCGGCGGCCAGGACGAGGCAACACCAAAGCGAAUUCUUCAGCUGAUGGGCACAAAGGGAGUCAGCAUAUCUCACAUCAAAAGCCAUCUCCAGAUGUACAGAUCAAGCUCUAGCGGCAGCGGCAGCAGCAAUCCACCCCAUGCAUCAGUGAAUCGUUGUCAAGAUCACUGCGUCGAUGGGCACAUCACGGCAACAUCGGCUUCAGACAGGAUCGACAUUCCCUCUUACGCUGUGUUUGGUCGCGGCCACCACUCGAUGUUACCGCCGUGCCAAUUACCGUCCAUCGAGGAGGUUUUCAGGAGCUGGGAGCAGAGUAGAGGGCGGCUGCAAUGGAACUCCUCCGGCAUGCUAAAUACACCAGAGAAGGCGACUGGCUGGUCACAUCACGCUAAUGGCAAGAUGUGUCAGAAGCAGCAGCGGGCAGCGGUGGGGUGUGACCUGACGCUAUCGGUUGGCCGGUGGGAGGAGGAGGUCGCGAGUAGUGACACUGACAUCUCGAGCACGACCACUGAGGAGGCCGUCGUGCCGGCAAGGGGUCAAGGGGCUAGUGGCCACCGCCGCCCUGAGGCUUCCGCUGAUCUGAACCUUGACCUGAACCUCGAUCUUGCCAUCUCAUCUUCUUGGCUCUGAUGUGUUAUCUAUAACCUGCUAUGUAAAUAUAUAGAGUUGCAUUUUUCUAGAGGUACAUAAUAUGUAUAUUUCGAUUGAUGUAUGGUAGAUCAAUAGAAAUGCGGGUUGCUUUUAUGGCAGUUGACUAAUCCUUUGGUCUAGUUGACGAACUGCCGCACCUUUGCUAUUUGCCACCCUGCUGAGCAUGCCAGAAUCGCUAAUCUUCUUAAUUCCAAGAUUGGUUCCUUUCUGACCAAGUAUUAUUGAGCUUGAAGUUGAAUUUCAUCGUAUUGAGCUUAAAGUUGGAUCUACAGGUGC
Messenger RNA from Aegilops tauschii subsp. strangulata, 1510 nucleotides. Its product is annotated as myb family transcription factor MPH1. Gene Ontology annotation, molecular function: DNA binding; DNA-binding transcription factor activity. NCBI's taxonomy places the organism in Eukaryota, Viridiplantae, Streptophyta, Magnoliopsida, Poales, Poaceae. The record is from RefSeq and is a predicted model, not a curated record.